GAAUCGAUUUCUGAUCGUACCUGCAAAUUUGUUGCAAAGUUUGUUUCUUUGAUGUUUUUUUACGCAGAAUGGAUUCCGAUGACCCAACUGACAAAAUCGAAGAUGACGACCAAUUUCUCGACACCCUCAACGAUUUCCCGCUUUACGAUUGUGUUUCCGAUGACGAAUCCGAUGUUACGACAUCAGAAGCGUCCACGACGACGACUCUCCGUCGGAGGAAGUUCUCUCAUCGAGGGGUUCACGUCGGUGAGUCUGAGGAUGGGAUUGUAGAAUGUUCAAUUACAGAAGAUUCGCCGAAGACGAGUUUUAGAGAGGAAAAAUGUAGUUUUUACGGUGAUUCGAAAGGGAAGGAGGAAAAUUUCGAGGUUAUUGAGUCCACUUCUGAGCGAGUGAACCCGUUUCGGGUUGCGGGAGAGGAAAACGAUGAGGAAUCUACCGUAACCACAGCAAAAGGCAAUGACCCAGUCGACAAAAUCGAUGAAUCAGCAGACUCGAGUUCGAGGGCUGAACUCAGUGAGUCGUCAUUUUCUUCAUCGAAUUGGCUUGUGUUUAUAGCUGGAUUAGUGAUAAAGGCAAUUGGGUUUCAAAUAAGUUUGCUAAUUAGUUUAAUUACCUUACCUAUCUCAGUAUCAUGUUUCUGCUGCCUGUUCAUUUUCAAUCCAUUUCAAGCAGUGAGACGUGUCAGAAAUUAUGUAAUGGCCAAAUUGAGUGAUUCAUUUAAUGCAUUUUAUGGUUAUGUUAGUCCUUUGAUUUCUAGGCGGUUAAAAGAGCAUCAAGUGGUGUGGAAGCUUGUGCUUCGAUUUGGGUGGGGGUUGUUCUGGGCUGCAUAUGUUUGCUGUGUGUUGUGUGGAUUAUUGAUUUCUUCACUAGUGAUCAGUGGGUUUUUGAUGAGGUCUUUGGUGGAGGAGCCAAUUGAGAUAAAGGAGAUGUUGAAUUUUGAUUAUACUAAGAAUAGUCCAGUUGCAUUUGUGCCCAUUUCAUCUUGUGCUGGUGUUCAUUGUGAUUCAAAUUGUAUGGAGAAGAUUGAAGUUUGGAAUAAUGUUGGAUUGCGGGUUAUUCCACCUGAUCACAAGUUGCAGGUUACCGUUUCUUUGACCUUGCCAGAGUCAGAGUACAAUAGAAAUCUUGGGAUUUUCCAGGUAAGGGUGGAUUUCCUGUCUGAUAAUGGUAAGAUCCUUGCCAGUUCAUGGCAUCCCUGCAUGUUAAAAUUCAAAAGUGAGCCCAUCCGCUAUCUGCUGACCUUCCUCCAGGUUGCCCCUAUACUUUCUGGCUACAUAUCAGAAUCCCAGAUUCUGAAUCUCAAAAUCAGAGGUUUGAAGGAAGGGGAGGUUCCUACUGCUUGCUUGAGGGUAGUGAUUGAACAACGAGCAGAAUACAGACCAGGCGCUGGUAUUCCUGAAAUAUACAACGCAUUUCUAAUCCUUGAUUCUGAACUUCCUUUUGUCAAAAGGAUUUUAUGGUAUUGGAAGAAAACAAUAUUCGUAUGGGUCAGCAUCACAACGUUUAUUAUGGAGUUGCUGGUUGCUCUAAUCUGUUGUAGGCCUAUGCUCAUUCCGAGAACAAGGUCAGCAGGAGGUUCAACACAAAAUGACGCAUUGCAGGGUUGAUGUUGCUAAUACAAGUAGAUUCUUUUUUUAUUUUUUUCUUUGGAUCAGCUGAAGCAAGUAGAUUCUCGCUAACCAAAUGGAUCACACUUGGUAUGGAACCGAGUUUAAUAUUUUUUAUUUUUUAUUUUUUAUUUUUUGUACUCAUAAAUGUAUUUUAGUUGUAAUUACUUGUACAAUAAUGCAAGCAAAGGUUCACAUCCAUACUAUAUUUGUGGGGAUACCCGUGAUGCUGUUCGCCUCUACUUUUCAGCAUCUGAUCAAGCUAGUUGAAGAACAGAAACCUCAUACCUUAGAUAAUCCCUGUGAUUGAAUCUUCCAUGGAUGACAUUUU
Molecule: messenger RNA, 1938 nt
Organism: Rubroshorea leprosula
Lineage: Eukaryota; Viridiplantae; Streptophyta; Magnoliopsida; Malvales; Dipterocarpaceae
Source: the annotation of a GenBank genome assembly